GCGACGUGGGGCCGCUGGCCGGGAUCGGGACGCCGGGGCGCCGGAGAUGCUGCGGCCGCUCCUCCUGCUCCUGGUGCCGCUGCUGGGCGCGGGGAGCGCCGCCGAGGACGACGAGAGGCUGCCGACCAAGUGCGAGGUAUGCAAGUUCCUGACGGUGGAGCUGCAGACCGCACUGGACAAGACCAGACGAUCCAAGGAAGUGCUGGAGCUUGGGGAGGUGCUGGACAGUGGGAAGAGGAAGAGGAAGAUCAAGUACAACACCUCGGAAACACGGCUGGCAGAAGCAAUGGACAAUAUCUGCGAGAGGAUCCUGCAGUACAACGUGCACGCGGAGAGGCCCGGCAGUUUAAGAUAUGCAAAGGGCACCAGUGAGACAAUGACGACCCUGAAGAAUCUGGUCAACAAAGGGGUUAAGGUGGAGCUGGGGAUCCCGUUCGAGAUGUGGGAUGAGCCCUCGGCCGAGGUCACGGACUUGAAAAAACAGUGUGAGAACAUGUUGGAACGGUAUGAGGAUGUUGUGGAGGACUGGUACUUUCACCAUCAGGACCUCGAGCUGGAGAAGUUUCUGUGUGUGGCCCAUGUGCUGACAAAGGACGAUCAAGGUCAACUGCCUCGUGGAAGGUGUGGAAAGGCCGAAAGGGCGACGUGGCCACCAGCACAGGGAAGGAAAGGAGAGGCGGCGAGGCCGGCAGAGGGCGAGGCGGAGAGCGAAGAGGCAGCGGGCAGGGAGCCGUGCUUCACGAUGCUUCAGAACUCUGAGCCGAGUACUUCAGAUAUCAGUGUGAGGUAUCCGAACGAGCUGGUUAUUACUGAGAUGCAAGAGACUGCAGAUACUGGAGGAACUCAGCGGAUCGGGCAGCAUCUGUGGAGGGAGAUGGACAGUCGACGUCUCGGGUCGAGACCCUUCAUCUGGACUGACAGACGCUGCCUGACCUGCUGGGUGUCUCCGGCAUUGGCUGAGGCUGCCUCGGGCUCAAGGACUUCACUUCUACCCCCAUCGUUCACAGCUGCAAGACGUCCUGAGACCCCCUCCCGGCCCACGAGAGAGCUUCCAAAGCCUGGUCACCUCAGGGGUGUGGGAAACCGCACAGCAAGAUCCCAGAAAUGGUCAAGGCCUGGUCACCUCAGGGGUGCCGCAGCCUCGGCCUCGGGUCGGUUCCGAAGCCGGGUGGGCCCACACCGCCCCCAAUACGUUCUCCCUGCUCCCUCCGCCCCUAAUUCCGCGGCCCGGACACGAACCGGCGACUCACCGCUGCCGCAGCUGCUGGUCGCCCGCCCGCCCGCCUCUCCGUCCCGGCGAACCCCUGCGAAUGAACCAAUAGAUCAAUCCACCCGCCCCCCCCGACUAAUGACUGGUGUUCGGCGCCCGCCCGCCCGCCUCUCCGUCCCGGCGAACCCCUGCGAAUGA
Molecule: messenger RNA, 1408 nt
Organism: Pristis pectinata (smalltooth sawfish)
Lineage: Eukaryota; Metazoa; Chordata; Chondrichthyes; Rhinopristiformes; Pristidae
Exons: 9
Coding region: 47-1408 (453 amino acids)
Cellular component (GO): endomembrane system
Molecular function (GO): signaling receptor binding
Source: RefSeq, a predicted model, not a curated record